Molecule: messenger RNA, 660 nt
Organism: Mesorhabditis spiculigera
Lineage: Eukaryota; Metazoa; Nematoda; Chromadorea; Rhabditida; Rhabditidae
Source: the annotation of a GenBank genome assembly
AUGGAGAUUCGAAGCCGAACGAUUGGCCGUGGCGGUUUUGGUGCCGUUUACGAGGUGGAGGGGCACAGCAAAAGGCUGGUCGUGAAAAAGCUCAACUGUUCUACGGCAGAAUUCGACAAGGAGCUAAAAACCUUGAAGCUCUUGAUGCAUGAAAACAUCGUACGCUUCUAUGAACAGCCAGAAAAUUACCCAACCGACGAUACGAGCCAAUUUUCGAUUUUCAUGGAGUACUGUGAAUGUGGGACGCUUUAUUCAGUAAUCAUCGAUCCCGAGAUUGUCUAUACUGACGGAACAAUUGUUUUCUGGGCUACGGGAUUAUUCGAUGCCCUAAAAUACAUGGAAGAAAAGCGGAUUGUUCACUAUGAUAUUAAACCGGAAAAGCAAGAGAGAGUGGUGCCCAUUGAACAACGUGUCAAGUGUGAUAUCUAUGGAAUGGGACUGGUUGUGUGGGAGGCAAUGACCAGAAGACCUUUUCUACGAAAAGAAAAAUACUACAACCAGGAAGAUCAGCAAGGAAAUACCCCAGGAGCGCAAAUCUUAUCCCUUGUGCAAAAGGCCUGCGAAGAGGAUUUUCAGAAACGACCAACUGCAAGUGAAGUGUUGACGCUGCUCGAAAACCUGGCCAUCAAUAUUGGACCGAACGUGGCUGGCAAAUCAGCC